Molecule: messenger RNA, 2673 nt
Organism: Malania oleifera
Lineage: Eukaryota; Viridiplantae; Streptophyta; Magnoliopsida; Santalales; Ximeniaceae
Exons: 4
Coding region: 119-2485 (788 amino acids)
Molecular function (GO): sphingomyelin phosphodiesterase D activity
Source: RefSeq, a predicted model, not a curated record
GCCAUUUGCUUCCUCAACCGUUUAAAUCUUCAAAUACGCUGACACACCCCACCAUUACUCAUUUACUCCUCAGCUUCGCCACCCAAAACCCUAGCUCUCACCUCCUCUACCCCUAACCAUGAUUCCUCACGCGUACGCCACCGACGCUCAGCACAAAUCCGAAGAGCUCGCUUCCAUGAUUCUCGCUGCCUCGUCGCCGCCCAAAAUCGUCGAUGCGUGCGCCGCCGUGGAGUCCUUCCUCCGCCACCACUCCGCUGAUCAGAGCCGCUGGUUCUUCUCCGUCACGCUCCCGACCCUAAUUUGCAAAAUCUUUGGCUUCAAUGACUCCCUGUCGUCUAAACCUAGCUCGUCCACUGGCUGGAUUGACAUCGUCUGCGCAUCCAAUGAUGCAGACCUGGCAGGUAGGGUUUUCAAUCUUCUGUCUCCGAAUGGUGUUUUGAUGUCUUCAAUUUCUUCCGUUGAUCGUCUUUCCCUCGUGAAAUAUGUCUUUCCAAUCGAGCGGCUGCCUGAGUGGGUUAGGUUUAUGCUUUCCAGUGAGCGAGAUCGUCGAUUGUUGCCGGAAUUGUGUCCUCUGUUCAAGGGUAGGUUUGAGGAGGACCCUGUGAAAGGUUCUGUGUCUCAGGUUCAGUUGAAUGUGUUUGAGUAUUACAUGUUUUGGUUUGCGUAUUACCCCGUUUGCCGAGGUAACUCUGAUAAUUCUGAUGCCAUCCCAGCUCAGAGAGGUCGAAAAUUUAAGUUAGAGAAUUGGGCUUCCUCCUUUCCGGUUUUUGUAGGUACUCGGCGUGGGCCGGAACAAAAGGUUGAAUGUAGUUUGUAUGUACGUCUUCUGUAUGCAUAUCUUCGUUCGAAUGUGCUAAUACGUGAUUCGAAUGCACACCAACCUUACCGGAGCUCACUGCUUCAUUAUCCUUCUGGUUAUGAUGGUUCUAUUGAACUACAAGCAGAGUUCUUUGUUAAUACAUUGAUACAUUUUUGGUUGGUUUACAAUGAUUUCUCUUCGUUACCGAUGAACGUGUGCAAGUCAUUUGGUGUUUCGUUUCCAUUACGAACAGUUUUGGGUGAAACCCCGCCAGUGCCUGGGUUGGGUGACGUGGUUAAGUUGUUUGUAAAGUAUUUGAACAUGAGCUCAGUUUCAGUCACAGAAGUGUCUGAUACAGUUGACAGUUCUGGCAGUCCUAGGUGGAGGAUCUCAAGUUCAAUUGAUGUUUUGAAGUCCAGGGAUGCUGUGUUGGCAUCACCAUCUAUGAGUUCUUGGAAUUCAUUGAUUCAAAGGCCAUUGUACAGAUUUAUAUUGAGGACAUUUCUGUUUUAUCCUGCGGCAAUUUCUAUGAAAAAUGCAUCUCAAGUGUUUUCCCUGUGGAUUAGUUAUAUGGAACCUUGGGCGGUUGGUAUGGAAGAUUUUGCGGAGUUUGAUCGGGUUGUGGAUAGGUCUGCUAAUAUUUUUAGAAAGGAGGAUGCUAAGUCACCUUCAUGUGGAUAUUCAUCGACCUGGCAAGGCUACAUACUGUCUAACUAUCUUUUUUACAGCUCCUUGGUUAUGCAUUUUAUUGGGUUUGCGCACAAGUUCCUUCACACUGACCCAGAAGUAAUAGUCCAGAUGGUACUGAAGGUUAUAAGCAUAUUGAUGUCAUCUACUGAGCUAAUUGAUCUUAUGAAGAAAACAGAUACUCUAUUUCAUUCGAAGCAAACUGGAUCAGCCAAAGUGAUGCUUAAUAGCUUGUGCAGAUUUGUACCACAAAUUCGGGAACAAUUGCAGGACUGGGAGGAUGGCUUAUGUGAGAGUGAUGCUGAUGGAUCCUUCUUGCAUGACAACUGGAAUAAAGAUUUACGACUUUUUAGUGACGGUGAAGAUGGUGGACAACAACUGCUUCAGCUGUUUAUAUUGCGUGCGGAGUCUGAGUUGCAAGCAAUGUCUGGUGAUAAUCUUGCACACAACCUUCAGUGCAUAGACACUUUGAAGGCCCAGUUGGGCGGCUUGUUUGGGGGUGAUAUCACAAAGCCGAUGCUCAUCACACCAGAAACAAGACAGUGUCAGCGAUCCCGUGAAGAAAUAUUCAAACCCAGAAGAGUUGGCAACUGUGCGAUGGCUGAUAUAAAAUACAAAGGUGACUGGAUGAACCGCCCCAUCUCCGAUGAUGAGGUUGCGUGGCUUGCAAAAUUGCUAGUUUGGUUGUCAUGUUGGUUGAAUGAGAAUCUAGGGCUCAACCAGUUAGAGAGCAGGGAUGCAGGACUGAGGAUGUCCUAUGUGGAGGUAUCAAGUGAUAUUAUUGGCAAGGUGUGUGGGCCGACAGAAACCGCGAAGAUGGUACUGUGCUCAAUUGGUUCUUGGCUUCUCAUGGUGGGUCUGGGGAUGGUGAGAUUAAUGAGAAGAUAUGGUCUGAGGGUGAACCUGAGGGUUUUGGCCUCCAAGAAGGUUGUGAUGGUUUUGCUUAUGUUGGCUGCUGUGAGCAUUUUGAAGAAUGCUUUUGGGCUGUUGAGGGUGUAGGUUGGAGAAAGGGAAGAUGAAAUGUUCUAAAAAAAAAAUAGGAAAGAAUACAAAUAGAUCUUUUGUUUUUUGGUGGAGCUUUGUUGCUUUGUUGUAAAUAAGUGACAAUUUUGAGAUUGAAAGAUCUCGUGAGCAGUUUUGUCAUAUAUGUUUUGUGUAAUCAAUACGUCGCGCCUUUGUUGGCAUCA